GUGGCGGCGGCGGCGGCGGCGGUGGCGGCGGCGGCGGCUUCACCAUCAUCUCCCAGCCCGGCACCGGCUCUGCUGGCGGCGGCGGCGGGGCAGGACGGGGCGGGCCAGGGCGCGCCAGGCCCGCGGGUCCCCGGCAGGCUGCAGGCGCCGAGCCUGGGCCGCUCGUGCAGCUGUGAGCCCAGAGCCGUCCCAGCGACGAUCUGGGGGUGCGCCGGGCCCCCGGUCCUCAGGACCAUGGGGAAUGGCAUGACCAAGGUACUUCCUGGACUCUACCUCGGAAACUUCAUUGAUGCCAAAGACCUGGAUCAGCUGAGCCGGAAUAAGAUCACACACAUCAUUUCCAUCCAUGAGUCCCCCCAGCCUCUACUCCAGGACAUAACCUACCUUCGCAUCCCAGUGGGUGACACCCCUGAGGUACACAUCAAAAAACACUUCAAAGAAUGUAUCAACUUUAUCCACUGUUGCCGCCUCAAUGGGGGGAACUGCCUGGUGCACUGCUUUGCAGGCAUCUCCCGCAGCACCACCAUCGUGACGGCCUAUGUGAUGACAGUCACAGGACUGGGCUGGAGGGACGUGCUGGACGCUAUCAAGGCCACGCGGCCCAUCGCCAACCCCAACCCUGGCUUUCGGCAGCAGCUUGAAGAGUUUGGCUGGGGCAAUUCCCGGAAGCUUCGCCGGCAGCUGGAGGAGCGCUUCGGCGAGAGCCCGUUCCGCGACGAGGAGGACGUGCGCACGCUGCUGCCGCUGUGCAAGCGCUGCCGCCAGGGCUCGGCGUCGUCGGGCGCGUCGGGGGCACAGCAGCCCCGCGGCUCGGACGCCGCCCUGCAGCGCCUGGUGCCGCGAGCCGCCCGCGACGCCCACCGGCCGCUGCCGCUGCUGGCGCGCGUCAAGCAGACUUUCUCGUGCCUCCCGCGCUGUCUGUCCCGCAAAGGCAGCAAGUGAGGCGCCCGCCCGCCGCGGCUCCCCUCUCGCUCCCGACCGCGGCUCCCUGCCUCCGGGGGCUGCCGGGGCCUCCCACGGCUCCCGGGACGGACCCAGAGCCCGAGGCCCCCCCGCCCCCCCCUCGCUUGUCCGCGUCUGUGUCCUCGGUCUCUGUGUCUGGGCGGCCUGCUGCAGCCACCUGGUGCCUUAUCCUGGGGCUGGUGAAGGGGGCACCCGGGGCCUCCCCUUAAAGGC
This is a messenger RNA of Sorex fumeus (smoky shrew), 1176 nucleotides long. RefSeq names its product dual specificity protein phosphatase 15-like. Gene Ontology annotation, cellular component: cytosol. The transcript is spliced from 7 exons. The record is from RefSeq and is a predicted model, not a curated record. Gene Ontology annotation, biological process: protein dephosphorylation; positive regulation of JNK cascade; transforming growth factor beta receptor signaling pathway. The coding region runs from base 235 to 942 and encodes 235 amino acids. Gene Ontology annotation, molecular function: protein tyrosine/serine/threonine phosphatase activity. Lineage: Eukaryota; Metazoa; Chordata; Mammalia; Eulipotyphla; Soricidae.